Molecule: messenger RNA, 1644 nt
Organism: Juglans regia (Persian walnut)
Lineage: Eukaryota; Viridiplantae; Streptophyta; Magnoliopsida; Fagales; Juglandaceae
Product: chalcone synthase-like
Exons: 2
Coding region: 141-1532 (463 amino acids)
Biological process (GO): polyketide biosynthetic process
Molecular function (GO): acyltransferase activity, transferring groups other than amino-acyl groups
Source: RefSeq, a predicted model, not a curated record
UCCAAUUGUAUUCCAUGUAGAAUGGCAUAGAUUUUAUCGUGAUUUUCGAAGAAAACUAAUUUAAGGCAAGAUCAUAGUUCACGUCGUCUCUCUCACUAGCAUCGACCGAUCCAAAAGUUAAAGAGACUUUUGAUUUUUCGAUGUUGCAGAUCAAGUUCAAAGUCUCACCUUUCGUCAGUACCGAUAUAUGGAUCUAUAUAUACCAAAAGAAAGAUGUCAUCUGCAACCAUAGCGGAUUCCCAAAGAUCGAGCUCUAUCCGCUAUAUAGCUACUGGUGCAAGUGGACACCGAUGGCGUUAUCAGCUCCACGACAUGGUCAACCAGCCCAAGUCCUGGCCAUUGGCACAGCGAAUCCGGUGAAUUCUAUCGACCAAAAGGACUUUCCAGACUUUUACUUGCGCGUGACUAAGAGCGAACACAUGACCGAAUUGAAAGAGCAGCUUAAGUUCAUUUGCGAGGAGUCAUCGAUAAGGAAACGUCACCUUCUCCUUACCGAGGAGAUUCUGGCAAAUCCAAACAUUGGGGGCUCUGAGUUCCGAUCUCUCAAUGCACUGCAAGCUAUGGGAGCUCCCGAGGUAAUCAAGCUCGGCAAGGAAGCAGCAACCAAGGCUAUCAAAGAGUGGGGUCAACCCAUCUCAAAGAUCACGCACCUUGUAUUCUGCACAAGGUUCGGUUGGGACGUUCCCAGUCCCGCCUAUCAACUCACCGAGCUCCUUGGCCUUAAUACAUCGGUUGAGACAUACAUGAUCGAUGAACACUGCCAUGCUGGUGGGAUUGGCCUUCGCCUCGCCAUGUAUAUUGCAGAGAGAAAUGCAACUGCACGUAUACUUGUGGUGUACUCCGAGAACACCGCUGUCUUAUUUGAAGGACCCUCUGAUGAUCAAACUGACGUACAGAAACUCAACACAUAUGCACAUUGUGCAGAUGGUGCUGCGGCCGCAAUCAUCGGUGCCUGUCCUGAUACAUGGACUGAGAAUCCACUGUUCGAGCUCGUAGUGGCUUGUAAAUCGGUUCUCCCUGACUCAGAGGGCGCAUUGGCCAGUUUUUUACGUGAAAUGCGCCAAUCAUUCUAUUUAUCUGAAAAUUAUAUGCCCAUCUUGGAUGGUAACAACAUGGAGAAAAGCUUGGUUGAUGCGCAAAUCUGGGCUGAAAGAUUGAGACAAACUGGCAUAAGUGAUUUGAACUCCUUGUUUUACGUGGUUAAUACUGGUUUGGGAAGAUUGCUCGACAAUUUCGAAGAAAAUCUAGGUCUAAGUGACGGAAAGCUCAGAGCAAGUUGGCAUGUGCUACGAGAGUACGGAUACGUGAUGGGUCCGGGCCUGUUGUUUGUCCUUGAUGAGAUGAGAAACAAAUCCAUGAAGGAAGGAGAGACCACAACCGGCCAUGGUUUGGAGUGGGGAGUUCUGUUUGGGUUCGGGCCAGAUCACGAGUUGGAGACAUUUGUGGUUCGCAGCAUCCCCAUAAUUCCUAAUCCUUUUGUUGGUGCUGUUAAUUUUCUACUAAAAUGGUUUGCCACAAAAUUAAUGUGGUGAGCAACAGUGAAGUCUUGAUCGAUAUAUAUAUGUGUGUGUGUUUAAGCCCGUCUGCUUUCCCCUGUUUCCUGCACAUUCAUUGAAGCAACCCAAAAGCUGCCCCAAAUUUUAC